This is a messenger RNA of Arctia plantaginis, 7098 nucleotides long. The record is from the annotation of a GenBank genome assembly. Lineage: Eukaryota; Metazoa; Arthropoda; Insecta; Lepidoptera; Erebidae.
AUGACAAAAUUAUAUUUAUAUUUCGCCCUGUGUUGUUUGUUAGAUGUGUGUGUGGGACAAAUUGUGCAAGAUGGACAGUGUAACAACAACAUAAUAUUUCAGCCAAAUUUUAAUUUGGAAUCGUUUCCAGGAACUUGGCACGAAUUACUAAGGACAGACAACCCGAAUCAACGUGGCGAAUGUUCGUCGUUUAUAAUCACUGAUAAUAAUAAUAAUGGCACAUUGGAUGUUCAGUACCGCAAAGUUAACUCGAACUUUGUACAAUAUAUUAACGGUACACUGACGCCUCAACUGAACGCCAUAUCAAACACCUCACGGGAGUUUACAUUGGACAUUCCCUUUUUUGAAACCCCUAUCGACUUCAUCAUCACUUUCAACGAUGAUCAACUGACAACCGUUUCUGUUGCUUAUUCUUGCCAAAACAUUGAUACGCAGAGAAGAAGUAUACAAUUAUGGAUCCUUGGGCGAAACAAUGCUCAGCUAAGUUUUGCAAUGGAACACGUCCUAAACAUGCAUCUAAGCGAAACUUUUGGUGUUCAGUUAAGUAAUCUUACGACUGUGAAUCAAAGCGAGCUUUCUUGUUUCGUACUUCCCGUUAUUCCACCUGGAGAAGCUAUUAUAAUACCUGGGACCUGUAAUAAUGAUAUACCAGUACAACAGGCAUUUAAUCCACUUCUAUUUGGAGGAACUUGGCAUCAAAUUGCAAGCUAUUUCACCGAGAGCUCCUCCGGCGGUUGUGUAAGGGCAGAAUAUUAUCUUGAUGGUGGAGUUGUCGAUGUACUCAAUACCCAAGUGAUCGACCAGACUCUACAAACCAUCACAGGAAAUGCUACAAUAAUCAGCAAUGAUGGCAGUGCAAGAUUAAGAGUCUUAUUAGAUGUAGCAGGCGCAACUCUUGAACAGGAAUUGUGGAUACUUGCCACGGACUAUCAAAAUUAUGCAGUUUCUUAUAGCUGCGAGACUCUACCUAAUAAUCAAAGACGACUUUAUAGUUGGAUUUUGAGCAGACAACGUACACUAAAUCAAACAGCACAAAUAGAAGUCAAUAAUCUCAUCGAUUCGAUCUUAGAAUUGAAUAACAUUUACUAUUUACCAACCGAUCAGUCCCUUCAAGGUUGUUUCUUUCUCCCGGAGCCAAAUGGCAGACCAGUCGUGUUUAGGGGACAAUGUGAAAUGAAUAAUGCUUCAGCAAUGACAAACUUUACCGCUGAAGAGUAUAUGGGAUUAUGGCAUACUAUAGAAUUAUACCCAAGUUUCUUCCAAGAGGGCAGCUGCAGCAACGCUCGCUAUUCCCUAAAUGGACGAGUGGACGUUGUUAAUACCCAAGUCAUAAAUACAACUCUCGAAACUUUCACUGGUUUUGCUGUACCUGCUUCUGAUGACGGCACUGCUAAAUUCCUAGUGACUUUCCCAGUAAUGGGGAACACUCAAACUGAUUAUUGGGUGUUGGACACAAAUUAUACUUCUUAUGCACUGGUUUAUUCUUGUGCUAAUAUAGAUGAAGAAUACAUGCGAGUAAAUAGCUGGAAAUUAAGUAGAAGUAGAACGUUGACUGCUGAGGAUAGACUUGCUAUCGAUAGAGUCAUCAGUACUACCAACGUAUUGAAUCAACAAUACUAUGAAGCAGAAAACCAGACAGAAGAAGAUUGUUUCUUUAUUCCCACUCCAGAAGAAGGAGUGCCUGUUGUGUUCCCUGGUCGAUGCGAUCCUAACCUUGGCAUGGAAAACUUCAAUCUCACGUUGUUCGCUGGUACAUGGUAUGAAAUCCAAGCGUAUCCUAAAAUUGAACAAACAGGACAAUGCAUCAGUCACGAGUACAGUGACAUCAGUGUCUCUGAAUUAAGUUUCGUGUCUUCGAGUGUCACGGACAAUUUCCUUUUGCAAAGCCAGGGCAGAUUGAUCUCUACCAAUGGUACUGGGAGACUGACUAUCAAUAUUACUAGUGGUCCUGAACCUAUUGAAAUACCUUUCUGGAUCAUAGAUACAGAUUACGAUAAUUAUGCGUUAGCAUAUGCAUGUGUCGACCAACCCGGGGACUUGAGAGCAGUAUGGAGUUGGAAACUCAGCAGAACGAGAGAACUAUCUGUCACAUCUGAAACAGCCAUAAAUAUUGCCAUAGCAGAUAUUGAUGUACUUGAUAGUAAAUAUUUUUGGGAUAUUGAUCACUCCAACGAAACUUGUUAUGUUUUACCCGUAAUUCCCCCUGGUGAACCAAUUAUUCUUCCUGGACAAUGUGAUCCUAACAUUAUGAGGGUACAAAGCUUUAACCCGAUAUCGUUUGGAGGAACUUGGCAUCAAAUUUCAAGUUAUUUUAGCGAGAGUUCGCCGGGUAGCUGUGUUAGAGCAGAAUAUGCUCUAAAUGGUGGAGUUGUUGACGUACUCAACAGUCAAGUGAUCAAUCAGACUCUUCUAACCAUCACGGGAAAUGCCUCAAUCAUCAGCAAUGACGGCAGUGCACACUUAGGAGUCACAUUAAACGUUCCUUCUAAUCAAGUUGUGCAACAGGAAUUGUGGAUACUUGCCACGGACUAUCAAAAUUAUGCAGUUUCUUAUAGCUGCGAGAAUCUACCCAAUAAUCAAAGACGAAUUUUUAGCUGGAUUUUGAGCAGGCAACGUACACUAAAUGCAACAGCACAAAUAGAAGUCAAUAAUGUCAUUGGUUCGUUAUUAGAACUAAAUAAUGCUUACUUUUUAUCCACCGAUCAGUCCUCUGAAGGUUGCUUCUAUUUCCCUGAAGUAAAUCCUGAUGCCCCAGUCAGAUUCCGAGGGAAAUGCGAUGAGAGUAUACCAGCUGUGCCCAAUUUCAAUCCCGUUCAGUACAUGGGCUUAUGGCAUGACAUUCGUUCAUAUCCAGAAGACUUCCAAACUGGUACAUGUCAGAAUGCUAAUUACGAGCUCGUUGGCAGCGUAGUCGAUGUACUCAAUACACAAGUCAUUAACCAAACACUAGACACUAUGACCGGUAUAGCUGUAAUUGCUAGUGAUGAUGGAAGUGCUAGACUGAACGUAACAUUUAAUGUUGGUGGUAUAGAUGUGACCACAAACUACUGGGUUCUUGCGACCAACUACAGCUCUUACGCUCUAGUCUAUUCCUGCAGACAAGUGGACGAGGACUAUUAUCAAGUUUCAUCGUGGCAACUGAGCCGGACUAGGGAAUUAACAAAUGAAUCUAUCACCGAGAUUAAUGCUGUGAUUGACACAAUCCCGGUUCUUGAUGAAAGAUACUACCUAAAUCGAUUACAAAGUCCAGAGGACUGUUUCUAUUUCCCGGAACCAGAACCAAAUACACCUGUCAUUUUCCGUGGACAGUGUGACGAUAAUAUUGCAGCCAUAUCCAACUUCAAUGAGACACAGUUUGCGGGACUAUGGCACGAGAUAGAAAAAUACCCUUACGGUCCAAAUGACAUCUGCAUCGAUCAUCGUUUCGAGCUUGGAUCUUCAUCUAUAUUCAACCACAAUUCCUUCCAUGUUCUGAAUGAAACACUUUUGUUGGUUAAUAACAGCACCGUGAAUCUCACUUCAACUGACGGCACUGGCAGACUGACAAUUGAUAUUGUAGUAAACGGAACAGUUCAAACAAUACCGUUCUGGAUCCUUGACACGGACUACAACAAUUACGCCCUGGCUUACGGCUGCCGCAAUCUUGAAAAUGAUUAUAGGCAAAUUUACAGUUGGAAACUAAGCAGGACAAGGCAAUUGACUAAUCAGAGUGCAACAGCUAUCGAUGCUUCGAUGAGCAAUAUCGACGUUUUGGACAACAGAUAUUUCGACACCAUACAGCAGACUGAUGAGGAUUGCUUCUACUUGCCUGAGAUAGGGCCAAAUGAUCCUGUUACUUUUAUCGGUCAAUGCAAUCCAAACAUUCCAGUUGUAACCGAUUUCAAUGCAACGGCGUAUUUGGGAACCUGGCGAUUAAUAGAGACUUACUUUGCUGACUUCCAAAUGGGUACUUGUAACACAGCACACUACAGUGAAGGCAAUAACUCUGUUUUGGUCGUGAACACACAAGUUAUUAAUCAAAGGCUAGACAAAAUGAUUGGGUCAGCUGUUCCAGCGGGCACUGAUGGAUCAGGAAAACUACUUGUCACUUUCCCAACUAGUCCGACACCUUCAGAUUAUUGGAUAUUGGGAACAGACUACACGUCUUACGCACUAGUUUAUUCUUGCUUGAAUAUUGGUAACGACCGAAGAAGAGUGUGGAGCUGGAAAUUGAGUCGCACAACUUCCCUAACACCUAACGCAACAACUGCCAUCAACAAUAUUGUGGAUAGUAUCGACGUGCUCAAUGAAAGAUUUUACCAAACCGUAAAUAAUUCUGACGUUGGGUGCUUCUUCUAUCCAGUACCUGACCCAAACUCCCCUGUUAUCUUCCCUGGACAAUGUGACACGACUAUUACGGCUAUGGCAGAAUUUGAUGCUGAAAGAUACCUAAAUAUAUGGUAUGACAUCGAAUCAUAUCCAGCGCCCUUCCAAACUGGAACUUGCAGCAGGGCUAAUUACACCCUUAAUGAUGACGGAUCAGUACGUGUAGAAAACACUCAAGUUGUAAAUCAACUCUUGGAGACUUGGAUUGGAACUGCGAUGAUAGCAAGUGAUGACGGAACCGCUAAACUGAAUGUCACCUUUAAUGUUAAUGGAGUAAAUGUUACGACCAACUUGUUGGUGCUGGACACUGAUUACGAUUCAUACGCUUUGGCCUAUUCUUGUGAGAACAUCAGCCCAGAUUGGAGAGUAGUUUUCAGUUGGAAACUAAGCAGAUUUACGACAUUAACAGCAAAUGCUACUCAAGCUAUUAACAACAUUAUCGACUCCAUACAAGUUCUGAGACAGAAGUACUUUGUACCGAGAGGUCACACUGAAGAAGAUUGUUUCUACUAUCCUGAUAAUAAUGGGGGUGAUGUCAUAUUAAAUGGCCAAUGUUUAAAUCAUAGUGCAGUUCCUGCAGUCACGGACUUUAACGCGAACUUGUUUGCGGGCAGAUGGUUCGAAGUAUCACGUUUUCCAUCCGAUGUGCAACAAGGUCAAUGUUUCACGUCGAAAUACAGCUUAAAUGGAACAAAUGCAUUAAUACUAGAACGUAGUUUCGUGUUUAAUGAAAUUCAGUUUAAUUCUACUACAGAAGCAACGGUGUCCGCUGAUGGUAGAGGUGUCAUCAGUGCCAAUAUUAACGGAGUUCCGUUUACUGAUGUAUAUAUUUUGGGGAUUGACUACCAAGAUUUUGCAUUGACAUACAGCUGUAGAAAUCUAGACGAAAAUCGAAAACAAAUUUUCAGCUGGAUAUUAAGUAGAUCACCAGAUGGUAUUUCGGCCGCUGCACAGAACAUUACAAGCGAACUUAUCAGCUCGAACAUUGAUCUAUGGGAAGGCUACUACGAGCCCACCGGACAAGACGACGAUGCUUGCUUCUUCUACCCACCGCUCGAUCAACUUCCAGGUGUUGUGGAAUUACGAGGACCUUGCCCCACUAAUAUUCGUGGUGUGCCCAACUUUAAGGCAGAGGAUUACUUAGGAAGGUGGUUCGAAACUUCAAGAUACUUUGUUCAAGAUCAAGUGGGCCAAUGUAACCGUGCUGAAUACUCUGUUGACAAUGCCACGCAGAGGGUAGCCGUAUUCAACAGCGAAGUCCUAAAUCAGACACUUUUGACUCAAUUAGGAUAUGCUAUCGUCGCAUCUACUGAUGGCACCGGCGAAUUAAGCGUGGACUUCAACGUCAAUGGAGUACAAUUCACAGCAAAUUACUAUAUACUUGCAACGGAUUACACUUCAUACUCCUUGGUCUACAGUUGCACCAACAUAACAGGUGGAUGGAGACGAGUCAGUAGUUGGCAACUAAGUAGAAAUAGGACUUUGUCAAGUGACGCAGUAGAGGCAAUGGCCCCUGUAAUUAAUGCCACUCAGGGACUACUUGACAAGUAUUACCAGCCUACAAGCCAAUCAGAUGACGAUUGUUUCUACAUACCCUACAAUUACACUGACCGAACACCGCGAUUCAGAGGACAAUGUGAAAAUGUCACCGGCGUUGCUAAUUUCAACGUUUCAAGUUACUUAGGUUGGUGGCAUGAAAUAGAAAGGUAUCCUGUUGAUGAUCUUGAGGUUGGUCAAUGUCGAAGCUCUGAAUAUAAUCAAGGUGGUGACGCAUACUUGGUGGUUGAUAAGUGGGUUCGAGACAUCGAAGGAACGAACCAAGGUUUUGUUCGGGCAGGAACAGUGACAGCAACUCCUGAGGGCAAGUUAGUUAGGACAAUGUCUAAUGGUAAAACUCAAGAUAUCUGGGUCCUUGCAACUGACUAUGAAACAUACUCUCUACUUUACGCUUGUGAACAAGAUGAGAACGACGAAUAUAGACAAGUUUGGAGUGCUAAACACAGUAAAUCCCGUUCGUUACCAGAAGAUGCCCAGGAAAUAAUGUCCCCAAUAAUUGCAAAUAACUCAGUAUUGUUCCCACAAUUCUAUCAAAAUGUUGACCAGAGCGAUGACACAUGCUUCCACUAUCCAACGAUAGCAGAGGGAGAGGCCGUAAUAAUACCUGGCCAGUGCAAUUUAACUAUACCCGUGAUGAGUGACUUGAAUAUUAAUGACUUUUCGGGAACAUGGUUCGAAAUGGCGAGGUAUGAUGCGGUUAAUGGAAGCUCUUGUUCGGGUUACAUAUUUACCGUAGACCAAAACAGUGGAACUAUUCAAGUUCUGAAUUUCGAAGUCCGUGACGGAGAACUUAUAACCACAGAAGGUGAAGCCACAGUCACUCAGGGUAGCGGCUUAAUCCAGGUUACAAUGCCAACUGCAGAAGGCGUCAAUACGACAACAAGUUGGUACAUUUUGAGAACAGACUACACAGGCUAUGCGGUGGCGUACAAUUGCGUCAACGUCAAUAAUUACAGACGUCAAAUUCGUGCUUGGACGUUAAGCCGUGACCGUCCAUUGACUACUGCAAGCAGUCAGGCGAUACAAACUUUAAUAGGAGAAAGACAAGAGCUUAAUGAACAGUAUUUCAGGACAAUUGUCCAAAGCGAAGAUUGUCCCGACCCAAGUUCGGCAUUAUUUGUCAAAAGCAGUCUUAUUGUGUUAUUGAUAUGCGCCAUGUUCCAAUGGUUAUUGUAA